CAAACAUGGUAGACCACUUACUGCUCUGUGGUUAUCGCUAGCUUACUUAACAUAAAACUUCUUUUUUUUAAAUCCGGAACAAAUGUGUGUGUUAUGAAAGACGUUUCUUUAGUUUGUGUAUGUGGCGCGUCAGCAGCAGGGUAGAGCAGACGAACAUUAGUUGUCGUUGAAUCUGGAGUUUUAGCUGUGUUAGCUUAGCGAGUAGGUUACCAAGGUAACGUUAGCCAACCAUUAGCUAAUGCAUUUCAGGAGCUGUUGGUGUUUUCUUUUCCAAAAAUAGAUUUUUCUUUGAAACAGGUUGAUUAUUUAGGGUUGUCUUGUAUACCGAAUCAAAGCACACAAUGAUCUUAAUUAAUUAAUCUGGAUUAAUGUUAAUAACCGUAUGUGUUAUUGAGCCGAUAAGGGAAAAAUCAGUAAAUCACCAGAUUUGUGAAUGAAAUUCCUGUUUCGCUUCAGUAAAUCUGAUUUUUGGCUUCUGCUCCUCAACUGGAAACAACAACACACCACUUCCGUUUUAAAGUCAGGAUUUCAGAUCACAGUUUUAAUAGACCAACAUCUGAGAAUCAAGAAUAAUGAAACUAUGUUGGCCCUCCUGACUCCAGACAAAUGAAAUGAAGUUACAUUAUAGUACAAACGAAUCAGGUGCAGUUCAACCUGAAGGACAUGAAACAAACCGAUGCUCACUGUUCACAUUUAACAAGCAGCUGUGGCAGAACUUUACCUCAAUUCAAUUCAGUUUACAUAAGGAAACAGUCUCAACAAGACUAUAGAUCUGAACAAACUCUCAGUGCUGGACAGUUUUUGGAGACCCAACUCAGUCAGGACUGGUUCACUCUCAGACCUGUAUCCAGUGAGACAUGGAGCAGUACAGUAUUCUGGGUCGGAUUGGAGAAGGGGCCCACGGCAUUGUCUUCAAAGCCAAACACAUCGAGACAGGAGAGACAGUGGCUCUGAAGAAAGUGGCUCUGAGGAGGCUAGAGGAUGGCAUCCCCAACCAGGCUCUGAGGGAGAUCAAGGCCCUGCAGGAGAUUGAGGACAACCAGCAUGUAGUGAAGCUGAAGGAUGUUUUCCCUCACGGUACUGGCUUUGUCCUGGUGUUUGACUUCAUGCUCUCUGACCUGUCUGAGGUCAUCAGGAACUCCCAGCGACCUCUGACCCCGGCCCAGGUCAAAGGUUACAUGAUGAUGCUGCUGAAGGGCGUUGCCUUCCUGCAUCACAACAACAUCAUGCACCGGGACCUGAAGCCAGCAAACCUCCUCAUCAGCUCCUCAGGUCAUCUGAAGAUCGCAGACUUCGGUCUGGCCAGACUGUUCAGUGAGCAGGGAGAGAGGCUGUACAGCCACCAGGUGGCCACCAGGUGGUACAGAGCUCCCGAGCUGCUCUAUGGAGCCAGAAAGUACGACGAGGGAGUCGACUUGUGGGCAGUGGGCUGUAUCUUCGGGGAGCUGCUGAACUCGUCUCCUCUGUUUCCUGGAGAGAACGACAUUGAACAGCUCUGCUGCGUACUCAGAGUGCUGGGUACACCAACACAAGAGAGCUGGCCUGAGAUAGUGGAGCUCCCAGAUUACAAUAAAAUCACCUUUAAGGAGAAUCCAGCGAUCCCAUUGGAGGAGAUCGUCCCUGACACGUGCCCUCAGGCUGUUGACCUGCUCUACAAGUUCCUGGUGUAUCCAUCCAAACAGCGCUGCUCAGCCAGACAGGCUCUCCUCCAUCCAUACUUCUUCUCCUCUCCUCUCCCCGCUCACCACUCAGAACUGCCCAUCCCUCAGAGGGGGGGCCGACCCCCCCGCCAACGCCUGCAGGCUCCGCCCACUGACUUCUCAGUGGACCUGCCCCUGCAGAACAGUGUGGUUGACCCUGCGUUGCUGCAGGGACAUGCAUCCUGCCUCUGAACAAACAGAUGAACUGACCAAUCAUCUCUCUCUACACCUUCUUCUACACUUUUAUCUGUUGAUUUUAUUUAUUUAUCGCGUGUUUCACUGAAGUGUUCGUGUUCUUGU
Seriola dumerili (greater amberjack) is the source of this 2000-nucleotide messenger RNA. RefSeq names its product cyclin dependent kinase 20 (gene cdk20). Gene Ontology annotation, biological process: protein phosphorylation. NCBI's taxonomy places the organism in Eukaryota, Metazoa, Chordata, Actinopteri, Carangiformes, Carangidae. Bases 858 to 1892 code for a protein of 344 amino acids. Gene Ontology annotation, cellular component: nucleus. Gene Ontology annotation, molecular function: ATP binding; cyclin-dependent protein serine/threonine kinase activity. The transcript is spliced from 8 exons. The record is from RefSeq and is a predicted model, not a curated record.